Messenger RNA from Suncus etruscus (white-toothed pygmy shrew), 1258 nucleotides. RefSeq names its product ELL associated factor 1 (gene EAF1). The transcript has 6 exons. The record is from RefSeq and is a predicted model, not a curated record. Gene Ontology annotation, molecular function: transcription elongation factor activity. The coding region runs from base 44 to 868 and encodes 274 amino acids. Gene Ontology annotation, cellular component: super elongation complex. Gene Ontology annotation, biological process: positive regulation of DNA-templated transcription; regulation of transcription elongation by RNA polymerase II. NCBI's taxonomy places the organism in Eukaryota, Metazoa, Chordata, Mammalia, Eulipotyphla, Soricidae.
CGGCUGGGCACCUCUGCAUGGGCGCCUGGUUCUCCCGGACGCCAUGAACGGGACGGCGAACCCGCUGCUGGACCGCGAGGAGCAUUGCCUGCGACUCGGGGAGAGCUUCGAGAAGCGGCCCCGGACCUCGUUCCACACCAUUCGCUAUGACUUUAAGCCAGCAUCUAUUGACACUUCCUGCGAAGGAGAGCUUCAGGUUGGCAAAGGAGAUGAAGUCACAAUCACACUGCCACAUAUCCCUGGAUCCACACCACCAAUGACUGUAUUCAAAGGGAACAAAAGGCCUUAUCAAAAAGACUGUGUACUUAUCAUCAACCAUGACACUGGGGAAUAUGUGCUGGAAAAACUCAGUAGCAGCAUUCAGGUCAAGAAAACACGAGCUGAGGGUAGCAGUAAAAUCCAAGCCCGGAUGGAACAGCAGCCCACACGUCCCCCACAGCCCUCACAGCCACCACAGCCACCUCCACCACCGCCACCACCGAUGCCCUUCAGAGCCCCAACGAAGCCUCCAGCUGGAUCCAAAACUUCUCCCUUGAAAGACAACCCCUCACCUGAGCCUCAGCUGGAUGACAUCAAACGAGAGCUGAGGGCUGAGGUCGACAUCAUCGAGCAGAUGAGCAGCAGCAGUGGGAGCAGCUCCUCGGAUUCGGAGAGCUCCUCAGGAAGUGACGAUGAUGACGACAGCUCCAGCAGUGGCGGUGAGGACAACACCUCCGCCUCUCCGCCACAGCCCUCGCACCAGCAGCCCUAUGGCAGCAGGCUAGAUGUUGCCAACGGGACCGAUCGUACUCAAGGAAGCAACCAGCUCAUGAACACCCUCCGGAAUGACUUGCAGUUGAGUGAGUCUGGCAGUGACAGUGAUGACUAGAGCCAGAUCUUUUGAAAUCAGCCAAUUGGUUCACAAAUACGCUGCAAGACGGGGCUACUUGAGCAUGGAAUCCAUAGUCAAGAGGAAAAUGUGGUGGGUUGGUGACCUAUAGGAGUUUGAGGCUCCGGAGCUCUCAUAUUCCAGUCCUUCGACUUGGUGGUGAUGGGUGAUUUUUCUCAUGUAAUCUCGUGUUUCCGAGUUUAAGUAGAGCUAUAGAAGAACUUACAGAACUGCAUUUCUAUUUGGUUAAGACUGUUAAUGAAAACCAGAGUGCCCUAAGGGACUCAGGCCCUUCCCUCACCAGGCCAGUGAUGAUACAGCUUCAAACCUCAGUAGCCACCAGUUGGGCAGUUGGUCUGCAGCAGUGAAGUGAAACACUGUCUUGGAGAG